Messenger RNA from Paramormyrops kingsleyae, 5074 nucleotides. RefSeq names its product phosphoprotein membrane anchor with glycosphingolipid microdomains 1 (gene pag1). The record is from RefSeq and is a predicted model, not a curated record. Gene Ontology annotation, biological process: intracellular signal transduction; negative regulation of T cell activation. NCBI's taxonomy places the organism in Eukaryota, Metazoa, Chordata, Actinopteri, Osteoglossiformes, Mormyridae. Gene Ontology annotation, cellular component: membrane raft; plasma membrane.
UCUUUUGAUUCAUGCAGUAAUCGCUUGCGUGAGAGAUUCUAUACCUCCUGUCUUAAAGUGUAACAUUCAGGCCCGAACAACUAUAGUGGCUUUCUGAAGUGUUGAUGAUGAAUAUAAUGACAUGCGGAGGUAUUCCAGUGCGCUGCUGAUAAAUGUGGCAUAACAGCGUGUCGUUCAUUGGUUUAGGAGCCUGUGCCUGUGAUCGGAAGGUUGUUGGUUCAAAUCCCACUGGAGGUUAAUGAAUUUUCAGUUGAGCCCUUGGGUGGGAUCUUUGACCACCAGUUGCUUUAGGGACCGUCUGUCCCUGCUAUCUCAAAAAUGUAUGUUGCUUUGGUUCAUUUCAUAGAUUGGAUGCACAUCACUCUGCGUGAGAGAUGCUGGCGUGGAGGCUUCAGUUUAGUUUCAGCAAUAUAAUGCCGUCAUUUCUUACAUCCCAUAUUCACAGAUUUUCAUGCAUAUGUUUUGGGUUCGGUGCCACUGCCGCUCACGUCUUUUUCACAUAUAAAAUGUAUACUGCUGAUGUGAUGAUAUUGACACUUGUUUUUUUUUUUAUGAAGGCAGACAAAGCGAAGACCGACUGUAAUCCAAAGUAUGCAAACGUUUCCACACAGGCUUAUGUUGUUUAGCUGAGCUGUAUAAGCAGUGAAGCAGGACACGGUGCCUUGAAUACAGAAGAGUGGGGAGGGAAAUUAGCAUUGGGCUGAAAGGAAGAGAUGGAGCUUUUUAAAAGUGUGAUAGACUCGCAGGUCUGGCCAGCGACAGCUGACUGCCAACGGCUGUGCAAAACUUAAACCAGUAAUAAAAGUAUACAUGCAUAUAAAUGAUCAAACUAAAAAGAAAAAUUGCUAGUUUGGUUAGUUAAACUUGAUUGUCCCCAGGUGGAAUUUUUUUCCACAACACUGUAUAUUCCAAAAAAAAUCAACAUCACAUUACACACCUAUCAUUGCACAAUACAGAAGAUAGCACAAACUCCGUUUUCAUGAACAGUGGACAUAACUAUCAUUAAGACCUCCCCUGCAGCCUGACCAAAGACAAAGCCCUUCAGUGUUUCGUGUGAACAUUAACACCCAGACCACAGUGAAGUGGCCUCCUCUCUAACAAUCAGCCCUGCCUGUGCUGGUGUUUGGGUAACUUUUUCUGUUAAUGAUCAAGCUCAACAUGCCUCAUGUUUAGUUUUUUGUUUUUUGUUUUUGUCAUUGUACCAGCUACAAUGAAAUUUUAAGUGCCAUCUAACUGCAUUAAAUUAGAGAGAGAGCAUAUAAAAACCGAUAAUAAAGCAAUAAUUCAUUCAUGCGCACACACACACACACACACACACACACACACACACACAUAUGUAGGGUAAACAUAUCCUUAUGGGGACAUUGUGUCCCCAUAAGGAUAGGUAAACCCACUCACACACACACACACAACCAUACAUUCGAACAUCAUUGCACAAAACAAAAACUCCUUCAGCUUUACUCUGAUGCCCAAAUUCAUGAGUGAAUUUAUGAUGAAACCCUUUCAAACUGCCCGUCGUUUUAUCUCAAGGAUCCGCUGUCUGUAAAGUUAGGUUAACACAUGUUUUGUGUUUUCUGAAUUUACUUCGAGUUAUUUUUAUAUCUCACACCCAGCCGAGAAAAGCGGUUUUGCUUAACUUCCUGGUCGUCUAAACAUUAGCUAAAGUCUUCUUUUACCCGCGGUAGGAGUGCUGCUUGCGCCUUUUCUGUUUUGGAAUGUCUGUGUAUAUUUCAGUAAAUUCACUGUGUGGGGCUGUGGGUGGAGGGCUGAUGCAGAGAUACCAUUUUAAGCUACUGCAUCACCGUCGGCCUGAGAACAGGAAGCAGCUCUUUGUUAGCUCUGUUUCUUCGCAUGAAAAUCUUCCCAUUCUCCUGGGACCUGUGAGCUCGUGUGGUCAGAGGGCCAUCCUACCAUCCCGUCAUGUUCCAGGUGGACAGAGUCUGCAGAGUAGGGGUGCUGCUGUAAAAAGGCGCCCCUGCAGAUGAAUCCAACAGCGCACGUGUGAGCAGCGAUGGCUCCGGUGCUGAACGCUGUGCUGGGCCCGGGAGCUCUGGGGGUGGCACUGCAGCCGUUAGUGGGUGUUCUCACCACCGUCGUAGCUUUCCUGCUCCUCCUCGUCGUCCUGUGGCUGUGUGCGGGCUGUCAGGGACAAAAGAAAGCCAACGGGAACAUCAGAGACCAUGAAAAUCUCAUGAAUGGGGUGUCAGAAAGGGAAGGAUUUAGCCAGUCUGUUGAAAGCCCAGCUUUAGACUUGGCUGCCAGCAGCUCUCAGAAUGGACCAUUUACCAGUGUUACAGCGCUUACGGACGACACGAUAGACACCAGUCCCCAGCCUUCGGAGGAUAUUAUGUCCAAUCAGUCAGAGCUGAGGUCCUCCAAGUGCCCCCAGGACCGCGAGCUGCCUAGCAUCCCCCCCCCUGGCAGGACUUUCGAGGAAGCAGCAGCGGGAGCACAAGCCACCAGCUGCGACGGAACCUACGAGAUGGUGAAGGAGACAUCCCGGGACGUCAGCGUGGAAGACUCCCUGUACGAGACCGUCAAGGAGCUGAAGGACUCUGGGGAGGGGUCUGAGCUGGCCAUACUCAAUGGGGGCCUCAUCCCCAAAUCUCCUGUCAGACCACCCCUGUCACUAGGAGCAGAGUAUGCCUCUGUGGACCUCAAUAAGAAGAGCCGGUACAGUACCGACCUGGAUUCCCAGCGAUGCAUCCAGUCUCCAACCGAACAGGAAUCUGAGGAUGAGAAGCCGCCUCCCAUUCCAGACAAAGUGCUGGAUGAGAAUGAGAACCAGCAGAUGCCCUGUGUACCUGCAGUGGGGAUGGAGAACGCAGAGAACGCAGAGAACGCAGAGCUGUCCGCCUUGUAUUCAUCAGUCUUGAAGCCUUCGGCUACGGAGAAGGAGAGCGACUACAGCAGCAUCGGCGAGAUUAAGAGUGUGUCCGAGUCGUCCUCCAGCGAACUGUACGCCACUGUGAAGGACAUAUACCGGCAGCCGGGCCUGGGCGGGCAUCCGCGGCCCCAGGACGAAGGCACCGGACAUGGGGAUCCAGGCUACGAGACCAUCAAGAUCUGCGAAUCAGCCGAAAAGGCAACUGGGGCUGGAAGCCAGCAGGCGAAUCAGUGGGAGCCCGACUACGAGAGUGUGGGGGAGCUGGAGCUAAACAGGGAGAUGUCCCGACUCUGACUGCCAAACUGCGGACAGCAGCCCAUAUGCGAGAAGUAUUAUGAUGCUGUGUUUGUCUGUGACAGGAAGUGACAUCGUCACUUUCCCGAGGUACUUCCUUUUGGUCACACUGGUCAUUGCAUAUCUCAAUGUGUCAAUGUGAACAUCACUGCCAUCAGACCUCUGCAGCAACACGGCUCAGUAUUGUGUAUAAUGCACUUACAAUGCAUGAAAAUCAGUAGGAUUAGAUGCCCAUUUAAAACGUCUGUGUGACACAUGCUAAAAAUGUCGCACAAUAGCACAGGAAGAAAAUGAAAAGAAGCAGCACAAUAGAGAUUGUCUAAAACAUUUCUCCGAAGAUCAUGUUACAGUAAAAACCAAGGAAAAGAUAACACAAUGUGUACUGCCUGAAAAAGUUUGGAAUUUCUAACACCACAAGGGCACAGUUAGUGUUUUCAAGGUUUUGUUGUGAGAAUUCUGCUUGAUUUUUGGAAAUAUUUAUAGCAGAAACGUAGCAAGUGGUGCAUUGUGUGAUGACUGUCCCAACAGACUCCUAGGAACUGAAAGUUCCAGAUCUGAAUAAUAAAUGACAGUCAGAUGAAGGAGUAUUAUCAGUCACUGGAUUACUGCGUAAUAAUGGGCUUAAUUUAGCCAAUGCAGUGAAGGGAUGAUGGGAAAAUCAGUGGUUCACAGCAUGCAAAUUUAUUUCAGGUAUUAUCGCUAAUAAUAUAAACAAUUAUCUGGCUGUUAUGUGUCAUAAAUGUUAGUUCCUUGCUGUAGGUACGCUGACAAUAAUCACGUUUAGGGUUCAGAAGCACAAAGAGUGGAUUGUGCGGUACUGCAGAAAUAUUAUCCAUCAGCGGCAGCCCACUGCAGGUCACGCCAUGUGACUGCGUGCGUAUUUCUGCCAAAGAGACUCGCCUUUGUCAGAUAAGUCUGUCAAACGUUGCUUCAUCUAGGCUCUUUUAUACAUAGUUUUCUUGUCUUUACAAUUUAAAGUACAAGUCUGAGAUGCCUAGUAGUUCAUUUGCAAUGCACACUUGUAAACUUCAUUAAAGGAGCCAAGCACAGUUUUUUUCUGACAUUAUUCAGAAAAAUACUUUUGUAGCUUUUUUUUAAAUUGUGUUAGACAAAGAUUGCAGCCAGUUUCAUAUGGUAAGUGCGUACUGAGACACUUUUAUAUUCUUUACAUAUUAUGACAAUUCCACUUCUAUUUGUUGUCCUGCAGGCUAUUAUAACGUCUGCCUUAUUACUUGUAUAUUCAUGGUACACUGCAUUGGUACUCGCUGUCUUAUUAAUGUAAUAUGAGCAGUAUUUUAAAAUGUCUGGGUACUUCUUUUAUUCAAAAGAAUUAUUUUAUUAUUGUUGAAGAAUUGCUUUGUGAUGCAUUGAUCCAGCCUGUUUGAAUACACUUAUAAAUAUGUUUCUGGAAUGGCAGCUUGUUUAAUGUCUUUGACGAGGAAAAAGGACAAUGGAGUUACUCAAAAGAAUAUGAAUUAACUGUACAUAUCAUUUAUCCCUUGUGUAUCUAUAGAAAUAUACAUUAAUGAAAACCCCUGGUAACUUGUUGGACCUGAAGUAGACUUUGCACUGACAAAAAAUAAUUUCUAAAUAAAGUUCAAAUUUCCCAAGUACUGGUAACAUAAAAUCUGAAAUUGUAUAUUUGAUUAUUCCCAUUAAAAUGGCUUUGUGUAUUAGAUAGGCAGUAGUUUUAUGUAAUUAGUAUUUAUGAAAGAAUUACAUUCUUGCCUUUCUGAUAAUAAAUACUCGUCACACUGGAAAAUGAGCAAUGAAAAUUCCAUGAAUUUGCUAAUAUGACAGAAUUUCUAGUGCCAAAUAUGGUAUCCAAAAGAAUUACAAUUUGCCUGCUGAGGUUCAGAUAACCACUUUGAAUAAAAAAGAGCAACUUUGAAA